AUGGCUGAUCGGGGGAGCACGCUGUGUCUGUUUGAUGUGGACGGGACUCUGACAGCUGCCAGGCAGAAAGUCACUAAUGACAUGGCAGAGUUUUCUUCAGAACUUGAGAAAAAGAGUAAAGGUUGGAGUUGUUGGAGGUUCAGAUUUUGAGAAAAUCCAAGAACAGCUGGGAGUAGAUGUGGUUGAAAAGUUUGAUUAUGUGUUCUCUCUGAAAAUGGGCUUGUUGCAUACAAGGAUGGACAGUUUCUAUGCAAACAGAGCAUCCAUGCACACUUGGGGGAAGAUGUGUUGCAAGAUCUAAUCAACUAUUGCCUAGGAUACAUCGCCAAACUCAAACUACCAAAGAAAAGGGGCACUUUUAUAGAGUUUAGAAAUGGGAUGCUAAAUGUCUCUCCCAUUGGAAGAAACUGUACCCAGGAAGAACGCAUUGAAUUCUUUGAACUGGAUAAGAAGGAACAGUUUAGAGAGAAGUUUGUGGCGGAUUUACGGAAGGAAUUUCAAGGGAAGGGUUUAACAUUUUCAAUAGGUGGACAGAUUAGCUUUGAUGUGUUCCCUAAUGGCUGGGACAAGACUUACUGUCUGGGAAUUCUUGAAAAAGAAGGAUUUUCCAAAACAUACUUCUUUGGUGACAAAACCAUGCCGGGUGGAAAUGAUUAUGAGAUUUAUACAGACUCUAGAACAAUAGGUCACUCUGUGACUUCUCCUGAAGACACUAGAAGAAUCUGUGAAGAAUUAUUUUUUCAAUGA
Staurois parvus is the source of this 747-nucleotide messenger RNA. NCBI's taxonomy places the organism in Eukaryota, Metazoa, Chordata, Amphibia, Anura, Ranidae. The record is from the annotation of a GenBank genome assembly.